CUUCCCCUCUCUUCCUUCCUCCAGAUCAGUAUGGUAGUUUCCCUCUCUCUUUCUCUCAAGUUUCUUCCAGUCCUUCUGUUCCUCUCCAGCGAAUAGCCUCACGCUGUCACUGUCAAAUGUUCUACAUUACUUUUGGCGGACAAGUAUCUCAAGAAGACUGCCCUGCUCCUCUCUCUCCGGCUCACGAGAAGAUGUCUUCGUCUUCAGAAGCUGUGGAUACUUUCACGUUUAGAUACCCACUGGCCGAAGUCCAUACCACAUCAGAGCAAUAUUCUCUCAUUCUUGAUAUCCUCAACAAGCUUCUACUGUACAAGGAGCCAAGACGAAAGGAGGCGACGGAGCAGCACGCUAGGAUGAACUUUACGUUGCAAUUGACGAGCGUAUCAGAUAUAAGGAAACCGGUACUGGCUCUCCAGAAUAGAUUAAGGCAGACCCUGAAAAGGUUAAAAGCACUUGAGAAUGAUCUAUACAUUGAGCUAAAAUCAGGAACUGAUAGUACUUUACAAAUGAGAGACACAAUUGAAAAAGAAUUAGGACAAACUAAAGACGCUUUAUCUCAGGGAAGUCUUGAACUGAGAGCCAUGAUAAGAGCUUUCAAAGAGAAACGAUUCGAAAUGUCACCAUCUCAUGCACGAACUGACAGAGACGUGUCCCCAAUGGCUCCGGAGCCUGUCCGAAGAAUAGAGGUGUGGCUUGACGACGCCCAGUGGUCGCUCAUGCAAGAUGACGGUCAAUUAAAAAUUUCUACGAUACAAUUAACUAAUUUUAGUUAUAAUCGUGUCACUUUUAACGACGAUUCUGGCGAACAUAGACUAGAGCUUGGGUCAUUUAGAGUUAAAAAUUGCAUACCCAACGUUCAGAGUAUUUUUCAGGAGGUACUGUCUCCUUAUGAUCCUGCUUCAAGAAGAUUGAGAGUUGAUAAAAAUGUUUCUUUGAGAAUAUUCUGUAGAGACAGGCCAAGAGUUGCUGGUAUUUCAGUGACGGAGCAUUUAGAGAUCAAUGUGGUUCCUUUGGCCGUGAGGCUCACAGAGAAACUCUAUCAGACCAUACAGGCUUUCUUCUUACCUAAAGCAGAAACUGAAGCUAAGGAUACUGCAGAACCUGACCACUCGCACGUUUUUGGAUACCAAC
Molecule: messenger RNA, 1131 nt
Organism: Amphimedon queenslandica
Lineage: Eukaryota; Metazoa; Porifera; Demospongiae; Haplosclerida; Niphatidae
Product: protein KIAA0100-like
Exons: 10
Source: RefSeq, a predicted model, not a curated record